Belonocnema kinseyi is the source of this 3577-nucleotide messenger RNA. It is a transcript of the gene Mat89Ba, whose product is annotated as nucleolar protein 6. Bases 100 to 3555 code for a protein of 1151 amino acids. The record is from RefSeq and is a predicted model, not a curated record. Lineage: Eukaryota; Metazoa; Arthropoda; Insecta; Hymenoptera; Cynipidae. The transcript is spliced from 12 exons. Gene Ontology annotation, cellular component: UTP-C complex; small-subunit processome; CURI complex. Gene Ontology annotation, biological process: rRNA processing; tRNA export from nucleus.
AGAAUGCAUCAGUGCAUAUUCGUGUGGUCACACGUGUUAUUGAAAAGUGCAACAAAUUUGUAUUAUUUCUUUAGAUAAUGCUCAUUUUUUAAUUUAAAGAUGAAGAAACGUUCGAAAAAGCCUGUAAUGCCCGAAUCGGACGCGGAUGACUUGGAAACCGGAAGCGAUGGUUCAGAUUUGGAUGACGAUUGGGAUCUUUCCCAACUGGAAUCAAUAAACAAUGUAAAGAGAGAAAUAUCUGACGAUGAGGGCGAAUCGCUUCCUAAAAAGAAGAAAAAAUUAGACAAUGAUUUGUACAAAGCCCCAACGGCUGAGGAAAUAAAUCAACUUAAAGAAACUGAGAAUUUAUUUCAUUCAAAUUUGUUUCGACUUCAGAUCGAAGAAAUUCUUAGCGAAGUCAAACUCAAAGAAAAGUACAAAAAAUCAUUUCAGAUUUGGUUUCCCAAAUUGAAGAAACAAAUUGAAUCUAUUCAAGAAACCGAAGAAUACAAGCUUUGCGAUGAAGAAAUAUUAGAAAAUCUUGGUGUAAAUAUUCCGCUCGCGAAACUUCCGAAAGACACAAAAGGCACAUUUAAAUUUUUGAAACCAUCGAAAAUUAGCGUUAUCGGUUCUUAUGCUCUCGAUGCGAUUAUUGGUCCGAAAAUUAUUAUCGAUUUGGCAGUCGAAAUGCCGGCAACAUUGUUUCAAAAAGGAGAUUAUCAGAAUUACAGGUAUCUCAGGAAACGAGCAAUUUAUUUAUCUCAUAUCGUCUCAAACAUUGACGACGAGUUAGCUCAGGAAAAAUCGUUUCUUGGAAAUAAUGAAAAAGUUAUUCUCAAACUUGUUCCAACUGGUAAACUUGGGAAAAAGUGCAUUAUUUAUAUUCACAUAGCAGCAGAAGAGAGCAGUUUUAAACUUAACCGGUUUUUACCCGAGAAAAAUAGCAUCAGACCUGGAUGGUUUUUUGGGAAAGAAUUUGCCGAAGAUGAAUCUUUAAUCCCAACUCCACAUUACAAUUCGGUCGUUCUUCACGAUUUAACAAUGUUGCGAACAAACGAACAAAACCUGAAAUUAAUAAAGGAAUAUCCAAAUAUUCGAGACGGUAUAAUUCUUUUAAAAAUCUGGCUGGGCCAACGAGAAUUGAAUGUAGGAUUUGAUGCAUUCAAUGGCCACGUUAUGACGAUGUACGUAUUGUAUUUAUUACGUACAAAGAAGCUAAACACUUUUAUGAGCAGCUAUCAAAUCGUCAGGAACGUUUGGAACAGUUUAGCUCAAAGUAGUUGGAGCGAAAACGGAAUAUCGAUGUGUCAAGAAACAGAGAGCCUGAAACGAAUUUCUGAGUACAAAAAGUACUACGAUUGCGCUUUUCUAGACACAACAGGGUAUCACAAUAUCGCCGCAAACAUUUCCAAAGAAACGUUUUUUUGGAUUCGUGACUUGGCAGCAGGUUCUGUACAAUCUUUAGAUCAUGGUCAAGUUGAUGGGUUUCAGGUUCUUUUUAUGAGGAAAGUUCCUAUUUAUCGAGCUUUCGAUAAUGUGAUCUGCAUUCACGAUACGCUGGCUUUAAAAAAUAUUACCGAAAAGAAAUCGGCUGAAGUGGAUCGACUUAACUUUGGACCUAAUAAACACCUUCAGAGUGUUAAACUGAUCGUUGAUAUUUUGAAGCAAGGUUUAGGGCAGAGAUUGUUAGAUAUUUUCGUAUUACCAGAACAGUUUAAAGAAUGGAAUAUCGAGGAUGAUGUUCCAGAAAAUUUGGACGAAAUUUUUAUUGGACUGAAUUUGAAUCCGGAUUUCUACUUUGAUGUGAUCACGAAGGGACCAGAAGGAAAUUCUUCAAAGGCAGCAGCUUUUAGAAAGUUUUGGGGCGGUAAAUCUGAAUUGCAUCGUUUCAACGACGGUUCGAUUCACGAAGUUGUAGUUUGGGGAGAAGGAAAAUCUCUAGAGGAAAAGCGAAGUUUGACCAAGAAAAUAGUUCUCUUCAUUUUACAAAAGAAGCUCGGCCUUCACAGGAGUAAAAUUUUCUACUUGGGAAAUCAAAUUGAGAAUCUGCUGAAGCUGCAAAAGAUAAACGUGACGAACUUUGAAUACGGAACAGGAGAAGAGGCUUCACUGCGAGUAAUUCAAGUCUUCAAUUCUCUGGAGAAAGAAUUAACUUCUCUGACAGAUAUGCCACUAUCCAUCACUGGAAUUCAAGGUUCCAGUUCUGUAUUUCGAUACACGGAAGUUUUUCCUCCACUUGCAACUGUGAUUCGAGAAAAGGAUGACAUCACUGUCAAAGGAGAAAAGUAUCUUUUGCUUGAAGAAGAAAAUUUAAAAGAAGCUCCUACUUUUGUUCAACCCAUCGAAAUUAGUCUUCAGUUGUUGACAAGUGGAAAAUGGCCUGAUGAACUGGAAGCAGUUCAGAGUACAAAAGGUGCAUUCCAAAUUCAGGUAGCUGAAUGUCUCAGGAAACAGUACAAAUUGAAGGCUCAGGGAAGUCUUCACUACACUGAUGUAUUUAAGAAUGGAUUUGUAUUUCGAUUGAGAAUAGCUCACCAAAAGGAAAUAGCUCUUAUGAAACAGCAAAUUGGACCGGAUGGUGUUGUAAAGUACAGAGACACGGAAGAAUCAAUAGCUCUGGAGAAAAAAUUGUUUCAUCUGCCGAAAUUAAACGGAGCUUUGCAUGGAUUACACUGUCAGCAACCUUCCUUUGGACCAGCUUGCUGUUUAGCGAAGCGCUGGUUGUCCUCACAGUUGUUGGACGACUCUCAUUUUCCUGAUAUUGUCGUGGAACUGCUUCUAGCUUCGAUAUAUUUAACCCCGGAUCCUUACAAACCAGCCCAAAUGCCACAAGUCGCAUUUUUCAGAUUAUUGGAAUUGUUUGCUCGGUCUCACUGGAGUUCCGACCCUGUCAUUGUCAAUUUCAACAACGAAAUGACUCGCGAACAAGUUGUGGCGGUUGAAAAUUUGUUUGGAACUUCACGCGAAAGUUUACCACCUUUAUUUAUAUCGACUCCCUACGAUCAGCAAAGUUCCAUCUGGACGAAAAACGCACCAACUCUUGUAAUUCUGAAUCGCGUGUGUCUAAUUGCGAAGGAAUCUUUAAAACUGAUAGAGGCGCAAGUCCUCAAUUCUGUCCUGGACUACAAAAUGCUCUUCCGACCACCGCUCAGCGAAUACGACUGUUUGAUACAUCUGAAGUCGAUCUACAAUCCAAGAAAAUACGAAGCCGUCGAAGUGGAUGAUAAUGAGCCCAUCGUUAACUGGCAUCCUUUCAAGUAUCAUUCGGAACACAGAAUACCGGUCGUUGGCUUCAAUCCAGUCCAGUUGUAUUUAAAUGAAUUGAGGAAAAACUAUAGCGAAUUCGCUCUCUUCUUUCACGACACAUAUGGAGGAGAAGUCAUCGGUGUACUUUUAAAACCUUCAGUUUUGGAACCUAAAGCAGAUAUUAAAGUUGCUAAUUUCCACCGCCGUAGAUUAAAUUGUGAGGGUCAACUUGUUUUGGAUACAUCAACGAUGAUCGAGAAUUUCUACAUAAUUGGGAAAGAAAUUAUUUCAGGAAUAGAAGUCCAAUCGAAAAGGAUAUCUUCAACCUAAAAAAUAUAAGUAUAUAAACCUA